AUGCAGCAUCGUGCAUCUGAACCGGCCAAUGGAGCCGCCGUGAGCUAUGAUGUGCUGAACAAAGGGCAAAAUGAAUUAUGGAAGUGGGCGCAACUGCAGGGUUCUUCUGUUUCAUACAAGCAGCCAUGGCGCCAAGUCAUCACUGUCUCUAUUGUUUUACAGAACCCAAAUGAAUUCGUUGUAGCCGCACGGCAAUCCUUUUACCAUAGCUUCAACCUUACGGUCCGGCAGGGAUGCGCUGCUGCGGCGGGGAGAGUGCCAAGCCGCACUGACAAGACCCUUGUCGGGAUGCGCAAACUUGCCGUAGUUCACUCCCGUGAACCAGCUGAAAGCGUGAGCCAUUGUACAGUACUAGGACAAAAGUCUGUGCCCAUGAACCGUGCGCGCAACACCAAAACGCGCGACGCGCACAAACAACCCCACUUUCCACCACCCCCAACACCACCAUAG
Molecule: messenger RNA, 450 nt
Organism: Lindgomyces ingoldianus
Lineage: Eukaryota; Fungi; Ascomycota; Dothideomycetes; Pleosporales; Lindgomycetaceae
Exons: 3
Coding region: 1-450 (149 amino acids)
Source: RefSeq, a predicted model, not a curated record